Molecule: messenger RNA, 1868 nt
Organism: Manduca sexta (tobacco hornworm)
Lineage: Eukaryota; Metazoa; Arthropoda; Insecta; Lepidoptera; Sphingidae
Gene: Task7
Product: potassium channel subfamily K member 9
Exons: 7
Coding region: 116-1105 (329 amino acids)
Biological process (GO): potassium ion transmembrane transport; stabilization of membrane potential
Cellular component (GO): membrane
Molecular function (GO): potassium ion leak channel activity
Source: RefSeq, a predicted model, not a curated record
ACUCGGCGAUGAACUAUUGACCAUCCACGCAAAUACCUUAGUGACACAAACAAAAUAAUUAAUAAUAAUAACACCGUAUAACAAUUAUUUUUCACAGAAUAAUUAAAUUAUUAAAAUGAAGCGACAGAACGUCCGGACGUUAUCACUCGUUGUGUGCACGUUUACGUAUUUGCUAAUCGGGGCCGCCGUUUUCGAUGCCUUGGAGUCCGACACUGAGAGCAAGAGAUGGGAAGUGUUGUCUGACAUGAAAGGCGGCUUAGUCCGUAAAUACAACAUAACUCCAGAGGACUACCAUAUGAUUGAGAUAGUCAUAAUAGAAAAUAAACCGCACAAAGCUGGCCCGCAGUGGAAGUUCGCAGGCGCCUUUUACUUUGCCACCGUUGUCCUGGCAAUGAUUGGAUAUGGUCACUCUACUCCGGUUACAGUUGGUGGGAAAGCAUUUUGUAUGGCUUACGCAAUGGUUGGCAUUCCGCUUGGCUUGGUGAUGUUCCAAAGCAUAGGCGAGCGUCUGAACAAGUUCGCAUCGGUUGUUAUACGUCGCGCCAAAUGCUACCUGCGCUGCAACACCACUGACGCUACGGAAAUGAACCUUAUGUUCGCUACUGGAUUACUGUCCUCCAUUAUCAUCACUACGGGAGCUGCCGUGUUCUCUCGUUACGAGGGUUGGAGUUACUUCGACAGUUUUUAUUACUGCUUCGUCACCCUCACCACGAUUGGAUUCGGUGAUUACGUUGCUUUGCAGAACGACCAGGCGUUGACGAGCAAGCCCGGCUACGUUGCGCUUAGCCUCGUCUUCAUACUCUUCGGAUUGGCGGUGGUGGCUGCCAGCAUCAAUUUACUCGUGCUUCGUUUCAUGACCAUGCAAGCCGAAGAGAACGCUCGUGAUGAAGAUAAAGAUGGUUCCCGCACCCUAUUGCCUAUUGAUGGUCAUGCCAUUGCUGGAAGGCAGAGGUCCCAUGACGAUCAAGCUUCAGUAUGUUCAUGCAACUGUCUGGGCAACAAGCAGUGCGAGGCGGGCGCGCUGCUGUCCGCGCCCACGCGCCCGCACCGCCUGCGUCACCGCGCAUCGCUCGCGCAAGAGAUCAUCGAACGAGCUUCUGUCUAAACACCUAAUAUAACCAUACCUUAAUAAGCGGAAAUUGUCAAUAGGCAUAAUUGUAAUGAGGGUAAUUUUUUGGCUCCCGCAAAAUACAUGCAUGCAUGUUAUGUUAAGCAGGACAAACUGAAUAACCUAUACUUAAUAAAAGUGUAAAUUCGGCACUGAUGGCGUAAAGCGCACAACCUGUAGAUGCAGCUUUAAAACUAAAAGAAUAAUAAUUUUCAAUAUUCUAACACUGACAUGUUAGUAAGGUACUGAAAAGUUAAUUUGGAGUUUUGUCAUUUUGGUAGUAAAUCGUCUACAAGCACUGUAAAUACUGCAGAAUAAAAUUCUGUGUAGGUUACCUAAUAUUAUAUAUUUUUUAAAGUUACCAAUAAUAAAAAUAGCGUAUUUAUAAACUAACUAAUAAUAUAGCAUUUUAUAGAUCUUAAUGUUGUAAUAAUAUUAUAAUUUUUGUCUUCUAUUAAUAUUAUGUAGAUAAAUUAGUGUCCUCAAAUCUGAGACAUCUGAGUCACGACUGCGUUUACUAUUUCUUCUAAUGCUUCUAACGUAAUUAAUUCGAAAAUCGGCAUGUGUAUAGGUUCUACGGCAUGGUCGAUAUUAGGGUUUAUUUACAAAGUCGACCUUUAAAAAAUAUGCUCAAAUAAAAAAAAAUGUUGUGUAGUUAUUCCACUGUAACAAACUUGCUGUCAUGUCGUGCCAAAUUUUGUACUGUAUUUUAAUAUACUUAUGUAAGUUAACAUUGUAGUUUACAAUUAAAUAAUAAAAA